This is a messenger RNA of Ceratitis capitata (Mediterranean fruit fly), 3594 nucleotides long. RefSeq lists its product as uncharacterized. The record is from RefSeq and is a predicted model, not a curated record. The transcript is spliced from 4 exons. Lineage: Eukaryota; Metazoa; Arthropoda; Insecta; Diptera; Tephritidae. Gene Ontology annotation, molecular function: protein binding. The coding region runs from base 481 to 3459 and encodes 992 amino acids.
ACAUGGGACGAAAUGAAUGUGGCGAACGGUGGUGUGAGAAAUAGUUGUACUUCAUUGCCGUUUUCGCGCUGAUAGAGACAUACAAAAAUAUUAUUAUUUUUUUAUAAAUAUUAUAAUACCGAGUAAGUGCGUAAGUGUCGUUGUACGUGUGCACAACUACAUAUGUAAAGGAGUAAAGGUGCGUGUAUGCCUGUGACGGUGUGCGCGUGUGUGAGUGUGUGUGCAAAUACCAGCCUAUAAAUGUAUGAAAAAAUUACAAAUUAAGUAUUGGAAUUUUAUGGUGCAACUUUACGCCUGCGCGUUUGUUAACUGAAAGAAAGCAACUUUUGCACGAAGAAAUUUAUGGGAAUAUUUGAGAUCACACAGAUUUUAUGCUGAAAAUAUUAAAUUGGCGAAAGAAAUGCGAAAAGUGAAUUGAAUUAAAGCGAGUGUGCUACACACACCAGAAAUCUAUCGGCACGCUGAAGACUAUUGUUCACCAUGCUGCCAAAUACAAUUAGUCAGGAUCGCGGCAAAGACUGGACUAGCCUGCAUGAGGCUGCCGCCAAUGGCAAUGAGGAAAUGCUAAAAACGCUACUCACCGGAAAUCCCGAUACUACACCGAAAGAGACCAAAUUAGGCAAUACACCGCUGCACGAAGCGGCGUCGCGUGGUUUUAGUCGGACGGUAAAAUUGCUUUGUACGCCCAAAACCAGCACAAAACCACCCGCGAAGAGCAAACAUAAAAAUGAGACGGCCAAACAAAAUCGUGGCAGCACACAAAACGCAGUGCUGGGCGCACAGAAUUUCGCUGGCUUCACCGCCUUGCAUUUGGCCGCGCAAAAUGGACACAAUCAAAGUUGCAGAGAGCUAUUGAUGGCGGGCGCGAACGCAGAUAUUGAGAAUUAUUAUGGUGACACCGCGUUACACACCGCCUGCCGCUAUGGACAUGCCGGCGCCGCGCGCAUACUCAUCUCUGCCUUUUGCGAUGUGAACAAGAAGAAUUUGAAUGGUGAUACACCGUUACACAUAACCAGCGCCAUGGGCAGGCAUAAACUCUCGCGCAUACUACUAGAGGCUGAGUGCGAGAUCAAUAUACGCAAUUCACAGAGUGAAACGCCGCGUGACAUAGCGAUACGCAAGGGUUUCGGCAAGAUUUUGGACAUCCUGGACAAUCCGCAUCGCAUACGUAAUAAGAAGAGUAAGCCAGGCACGUGUGAAGAGGAGAAAACGAAAGCGCCGGCGGGUCCAUGUACUUCUAAGGCACACUCAAACGAGGUCAGCUGGUCGCCAUAUGGCUGUCACUACUUUCCCGACAUGCGCGCCUUUCCAUCGCCCAAGCUCGAGACACUGCCCAAAGAGCCCUUAAAGCGCGGCGAACAAUAUUACCUGGAUCUUGCCGGGCACAUACGUAAAGGUCCAAUUGGUAUUGGCAACAUCUGCUAUUGCGGUCCGUUCUUCAAACACAUUGAGGAUAAGAUCAAUUCAAAUAAGCGUCACCUGCGUAAAUACGUGCAUUACGCGAAGGAGCAUUUGGACGACAAAGUGCAGGCGCUGGCCGCACGCACAAAUCACCAAAUCGAGAAGCUAACGCGCACCAUGAUAGCGGAUCGUGUGGAAUGCGAGAACAGACGGCUUUAUUUGGAGAACUAUUUGAAACGUGGCGAUCCGUUGCGUCUAACCGCAGACGUUACGUCGCGUGGACGGGAGGCACGUGAAAUGUACGACACGUUGAAACGUUGCCGCAGUUUGGAGUUUCUCGAAAAAGUCGAUAUGUCCGAGGGUAAGUUGGCGAAUUCACGCAGUUACGAUCUGCUCGAUGCCAACGCCAAUGAAACAGCUGUGGGUCUCUGCAGGGGCGAAACGCAAUGUUGUUCGCACGCGACAGAAUUGCAAAAUCAUUUAAGCGAAGACUCCAACAAUGAUUUCUACGAUGUAUCGAAACGUUUGGGCAGUUUGCUUGCGAAGACCAACACAUUACUGCAGGUGCCCGCACAGAUUGAGGCUGAGCCACGCAAUGUACUUGCAGCAGCAUCCACGGCUUUGGAUGUAGAUACAGGCGACGAGCGUGCAGACGCUCUUACCACACACAUACAAAACAUGCAUUUAAGCCCAUCCAAUAGCGAAGCUUCUAACAUCACACCAGCACAACUGAGCUCAGAAACCGGCGCCAUCUCCAGUCCCGAUUACAACUGCAAUUUCCGCAUACCACACGUGACUGCGAAGCGUAAAGCGAUUGUGGCUACGCCAGAGGAGGCGACAACAACCGCGUCAUCGACAGCUUCACCUGCGGAGCAACUGCACCACAGAGACAAGCCGAUUGUAAGUUGCGGCAACGAAAAGCAGCUGGAAUAUUUAUAUAGUAUACAAAAGCGCGGCAGCGUCAUACAGAAUGUGAUAAGCGCACUGCGUAAGAGCCAUCAAAGAGCUGACGACAGCUUAGCGGCGACGGCGAAAACGCGUAACGAGUCGGAGUAUACACAAGAGGAUAAGCUCGGCUAUAAAGAUGAGCUCUUUCAGGUGCAACGCCUGGCCGAAAGCGAAAGUAAAGAGGCGGCGUUGUUGAAAGAGGUGGGCUUGCCGCUGGACGUUGUAACAGGCAGAGAGCCUCACGAACUCACAAGGAAGUCUGCGUUUGUACUGAAAAACCGCGAGUUCAAUGAAAUACAACGAUUGCAAAGUAAAAGUGGUCUGCUGACGACGCAAGCCUACCUCGAGCAAGGCGCAUACCAACAAGACUCCUCCUACACGGAGAGUCAUCCGGGUGAAGACGCACUCGACUCGCUUGAGAGCUUACAGCAGCAAACGUCGUUGCAUGCCAAUAAUGUGCCGUUAUAUGCGCAACACAUUUUGGACAACGGCAAAGUCGCUGCCUCGCACGGUUCAACGCCCACACAUGCGACCGACUCACCAGACUCACAGAACUACGUCUUCCAAACCAACUAUUGGCCGGAACGUUAUGUGCCCAAAGAUGCUUACUUCCACGACUUAUCACAACGCAAGUGUAGAGGCGCGCCAACAAGUGUCACCCCGACGGCAACAACAACAACGCCGGGUGAGGAGAUAUCCACCUACACGAAUGCUUUACCGAAAUUUAACGUUGCGAAUGCCGUGAAAAGUAUCGAAAAUCUGAACGGUCAAGUGUUGCCUAAUACUUAUAUACGAGAUCCAACCGUCAGGAGCAGUCUCAAGGCGAAACCCUUUGUAGCGCCACCAAUUGAUGUGAAUGUGCAGCGCAGCGGUCUGAGGAGCGCUCUGUCUAUGCAAACGGCGCUGUUGGAUGAACAACCUGGUGUACGGUCUCCUGAGCCGACCGAUUGUGUAGGAGUCGCACAGCCUGGCACUGUGACAACCGCCUCGAUACACAAUGGUGUAGGAAGCUACGGGUAUAGUCGCGAGGAGAGUGACGCUCUCAAUGGCAAGACCGGCAGGUUGCCUGCCACGGGCUACUAUGCGAGUAAUGUUUCUAGUUUGGUUUGACUUUUAUUGAUUGCUUUUAAGGUUCUCUAGUGUUAGUGUGUGCGGAGUUUAAGCUUUAGGAAUAAGUAGGCGUACCUAUGUAUGUGUGAUCCUAUAUUAUUGUAAAUAAUUAAUUUUUUAGAGAUCAGAUUUUAA